AUGGAAUACCACAUGCAGUACAGUACCCAGGACUCCCUGAACGCAGGAAAGAAGGCGUUCAUGGGGCAGGGAUACAACUUUGACAAGGCAGCGUUGAAGAAAAAGAAAAACGGCCUCAUCAUCUUGUCCGUCUCGGUUAUUUGUAUAGUCGUGUGCUCCGUAUUUUACUUCACCAGAUCUGCACAAGGGAAUGGAGGCAUUAUAUACAGAAAUGGGGAGAAAGUGGACGAUGAUUACAUAAUAAAUUUUUUAUUAAAAACUAAAAAUGGAAAGGAAUUUAUUGCAUCAAAAAUGCAGGAGUUAUUAUCGGCGUAUGGCAAAAAGAAGGACAACACGUCCUCUCACCAUGCAGACAUAUUCAAACGCUUUACAAGGAAGGACAAAUGUACAGGCAAUAGUUGUGGUGUUAGUCCAUAUAGGAAGAAUUCACAUGAGGAAGAGAUGGUACCCCAACCAAAAUUAGUCAACCCUCUUAUUGACACCCAAUUUUUGAUGACCAAUUUGGAGAAUGUCAAUUCGUUUUACCUCUUCAUUAAGGAGCACGGAAAGGAAUACAAGACGCCAGAGGAGAUGCAACAAAGAUACCUCGCUUUUGCAGAAAAUUUGGCCAAGAUUAAGGCACACAACAGUCAAGGAACUUCCAUGUACAGAAAAGGAAUAAACCAUUUUGGUGAUCUUUCCUUUGAAGAGUUUAAGAAGAAAUUUUUGACUCUGAACACCUUCGACUUUAAGUCAGGUGUUAAGGGAUUACCACGCAUGGCUGAUUACGAUGAAGUAAUUCAUAAGUACAAACCAAAGGAUGGUACUUUUGAUUACGUGAACCAUGACUGGAGAGACUUUAACGCCGUGGCACCUGUGAAGGACCAGAAGAAUUGUGGUGCCUGCUGGGCCUUUAGCACAACAGGAGUUGUAGAGUCACAAUACGCAAUUAGGAAAAAGGAGUUAGUCUCCCUAAGUCCACAAGAAAUGGUCGAUUGCUCCUUCAGAAACCAUGGAUGCGAAGGAGGCACCCUCAUGAAUGCCUUUGAGGACAUGAUCGAUUUGGGAGGCAUCUGCAAAGAAAAGGACUACCCCUAUGUAGAUGUAACUCCAGAACUUUGUGACAUUGAUAGAUGCAAGAACAAGUAUAAGAUUACAACCUACGUACAGAUUCCUGAAAUGAGAUUUAAAGAAGCCAUAAAAUUCUUAGGACCCAUCAGUGUAAGCAUUGCUGCUAAUGAUGAUUUUGCUUUCUAUGAGGGAGGUCUCUUUGAUGGCUCUUGUGCAAUUUCCUCCAACCAUGCUGUCGUACUUGUUGGUUACGGUAUGGAAUUAAUGUAUGAUGCCAUGAGCCGAGGGUAUGAAAAACGAUACUACUAUUUGCUCAAAAAUUCUUGGGGAGAGAAAUGGGGAGAAAAGGGUUAUAUGAAGAUUCAGACAGAUGAGUACGGAUUGAUGAAGACUUGCAUGCUUGGUGAACAAGCUUUCGUUGCUUUAAUUGAUGAAUUUUAA
Molecule: messenger RNA, 1491 nt
Organism: Plasmodium fragile
Lineage: Eukaryota; Apicomplexa; Aconoidasida; Haemosporida; Plasmodiidae
Exons: 1
Coding region: 1-1491 (496 amino acids)
Cellular component (GO): lysosome
Molecular function (GO): cysteine-type endopeptidase activity
Source: RefSeq, a predicted model, not a curated record